GAGAGAUGGCGGCCCCCAUGAGGAGGACACUGCAGGUCCUUCACAGAUUAACAUGCAGCAGUUUGACGAACGUGCUACGCUGGACACAGUGCAUUCCACAGCUAGCUUAGCUGUCAUUUGAGGACACCCACUAUUUUAAUCCUACAGUUCUAUGAACGCAGAGGCCUCUCUGGAUCUACGACAUCCAGUUCCACUUUCCAUUCCGGUCCGGACCAAGAAGCGAUACUUUAUCCCUCCAGCAGUGGGAAUGAAGAGUAAGAUGGAGGAAAACAUAGAAGCUAAGAUUCGAGCAGCAGGUGUUGUUGUCAAACAAGAGUAUAUGGAGAGGCCCAUUAACAUCUCCUGCACAGCGGGAGUCUAUGAUGCCUACAUCCCACCAGAGGGUGAUGCUCGUCUUUCCACUCUCUCUAAAGAAGGCCUUAAACAACGAACUGAACAGAUCCGACAGAGUGCUGCCUCACAACUAGCGAUUCGUAAAAUCAAAGGGCAUGACUCUCUGUUCAAGACGAAGGAGUUUGCAGAGCAGGCACAGGAAAUCUUUAUAGAGGCUCACAACGCACUGACACAGUUUAACAAGGCAAAACUUCACUCUUUGGUAACAGAGCGGUGUUAUCCCGAGAUGACGAGGGGGAACCGAUACAAGACCAUCCACUGGAGGUUCAUUGAGUCCUUGGAGCCGCCCAAAGUGGUGCAGGCCCGCUGCCCUGAUAUGGUCAGUAAAGACAACCUGUAUGGCCAGGUGACGGUCCGCAUGCACUCCAAACAGACUCUGGCCAUCUAUGACCGAUUUGGGCGGUUAAUGCUGGGCUGUGAGGAGCACCCGAAGGAUGUCUUGGAGUACCUGGUUUUCGAACGGCACCUCGUCAACCCCUACGGCUGCUGGAGGUUACAUGGAAAAAUCGUACCAUCUUGGGCUCCUGCUAAAGAUCCAGUUAUUAAGACUGUCAUGAUUCCUGGUCCGAAGCUGAGACCAGAAGACGAGCUGGAUGCCGUCAAUUUACAAGUUCCCAAACCUGCUGCAGUACAAUGGUAUAAAUAGGCCACCAGAUGGCACUGAUCUUUGCAUCAAAACCACUGUAGGACAUGAGCCUAUUGCUGUUCAAAAAAUUGGUAAUGGUUGGUGCUUUUGUCCACUUUGGCAGGAAAUCAGACGUUCUUCAAGCUUUCAGUGCUUUUCAUGACUUUCCCACACUUAUGUUCUCCACUAAUUUAAUGGGAACAAGUGUAACAAUUAAAUUCACACAUUUCAAGAAA
Solea senegalensis (Senegalese sole) is the source of this 1254-nucleotide messenger RNA. RefSeq names its product mitochondrial ribosomal protein L45 (gene mrpl45). Gene Ontology annotation, cellular component: mitochondrion. Lineage: Eukaryota; Metazoa; Chordata; Actinopteri; Pleuronectiformes; Soleidae. The transcript has 9 exons. Bases 152 to 1039 code for a protein of 295 amino acids. The record is from RefSeq and is a predicted model, not a curated record.